This is a messenger RNA of Callorhinchus milii (elephant shark), 3435 nucleotides long. RefSeq names its product putative homeodomain transcription factor 1 (gene phtf1). The record is from RefSeq and is a predicted model, not a curated record. The transcript is spliced from 20 exons. NCBI's taxonomy places the organism in Eukaryota, Metazoa, Chordata, Chondrichthyes, Chimaeriformes, Callorhinchidae. Bases 289 to 2559 code for a protein of 756 amino acids. Gene Ontology annotation, cellular component: endoplasmic reticulum.
UGCGCGCGCGCGGGGACGGGCGGUGAGGAGCGACAGACCGGACGGACACACACACACACACACACAGCGCGGAGAUGUGAGAGCCGCGGGUUUAUACUGAAGCUUUUAAUGGUACACUGAAGAGGACAUGAGGAAGGGCGUUGCACACCAUACCAGAUGCUAUCUGCAUUUGCAGCUGAAAGAUGCACAGAACCAGGGUGUAUGAGACUUGCAUUAACCCAGAGAUUUAGGAGAUUGCUAGUCUGAAUUUCCAGCCUAAAAUGCCCAAUGCGUGAUUGAGGGGAAUAAAUGGCUUCUAGAGUGACGGAUGCUAUAGUUUGGUAUCAAAAGAAGAUUGGAGCUUAUGAUCAACAAAUAUGGGAAAAAUCUGUAGAACAAAGAGAGAUCAAGUUUAUUAAAUUGGGGCUGAGGAACAAACCAAAGAAAACUGGCCAUGUAAAGGCAGACCUCAUAGAUGUUGACCUUGUAAGAGGGUCUGCUUUUGCAAAAGCAAAACCUGAAAGUCCAUGGACCUCAUUAACCAGAAAAGGAAUUGUGAGAGUUGUGUGUUUCCCAUUCUUCUUCAAAUGGUGGAUGCAAGUGACCUCAAGGUGCAUCUUUUCGUGGCUACUCAUUUUAUACCUCCUUCAAGUUACAGCAAUAGUGUUGUUUUGCACAGUUGAAGUUGAACAUAAUGUGCCCUCCACUGAAGUAUUUGGACCUAUCUGGCUGAUGUUGCUGCUUGGGACAGUUCAUUGCCAGAUUGUAUCAACUCGCACUCCCAAGCCCAUGACAAACGGGGGCAAACGAAGAAGGAAAUUACGGAAAGCAGCACAUCUGGAAGUGCAUAGAGAAGCCGAUGGCUCCAGUACCACAGAUAAUACACAGGAAGGAGUACAACCUUAUUCAAGCACAAGCACCUGUUACAGUGUUGGCACAUUCUUCAGAGAUAUCUGGCGUGCUUUCUAUUUUCCAGGCUCAAGGAAAACCAAAAGAUCAAUUGACAAAUCAACUGAGACAGAUAAUGGUUAUGUUUCCCUGGAUGGAAGAGUCACUUGCAAAAUCAAUGAAGAUCGGAAACUGCUCUAUGAUGCUAACUGUGAAAUAUUAGGGCCCGACGAGGUGAACUGGAUCCCAGGAAUGGGAAAGACAGGACCUACUCCUGUGAAACUUAAACAGGAAGGCCUUCGACCUGACAACAAUGUAUCUGACGAGGUUUCCAGUGAUGAGGAUGGUGAGGGUGAGUCGCAAGCUUUCAGGCAGCGUCGCAAUGGAGAACGAACUUCAAAUGACUCCGGGCUGCGAAAUAGAAAACCACAGCAGUACAAGAGGCACUACAGUGUUGAGGAGGCAGCUAAAUCUGCGACUAGUUGUAGCUCUCGAAGCUCUCGACAGGAUUCUGAGAGCACACGUCAUGAAUCGGAAACAGAGGACGUGUUAUGGGAGGACCUCCUACUCUGUGCUGAAUGUCGUUCUUCCUGCACCAGUGAGUCUGAGGGAGAGAAUAUCCACGUGAACUCCAUCGGAAAAAAAGAAUACAGAGAUGAUCCUUUUCAUCCGACCCAUUUCCCGUGGCUUCACAGUUCCAGUACAAGUCUGGAAAGAGUAAGCGCAAUUGUCUGGGAAUGCAAUGAGUGUAAGAAAGCUGAUAUGUCUGUGCUGGAAAUCAGUGGCAUGAUCAUGAACAGAGUCAACAACUACAAACAAGGGAUUGGCUACCAGUUGUUUGGGAACUUGGUGUCUGUGAUUCUAGGCAUGACACCCAUUUUGUUUAGACUCUUUCAACAAAUGGAUAUCGAGCAACUUGCUUCACAGUCAGCAGCAGAACUCUUCAUUGUUGCAAUUGGUUCAAAUAUUAAUACAGUGGUCAUUAUUAUGGUCUCAAUAGGCUUUGUAGUACGUGUGUCCCUCAUCUGGAUGUUCUUCUUUUUGCUGUGUGUAGCUGAGCGAACAUACAGACAGAGAUUGCUCUUUGCCAAACUUUUUGGCCAUUUAACUUCAGCAAGACGAGCUAGAAAAUCGGAGGUUCCUCACUUCCGUCUAAAGAAGGUGCAAAAUAUAAAAAUAUGGCUCUCCCUGCGUUCCUAUCUAAAGAGACGAGGUCCACAGCGUUCCGUGGAUGUGAUUGUUUCAUCUGCGUUCCUGCUCACAUUAUCUGUAGUAUUUAUCUGUUGUGCCCAGUUGCUUCAUAUCCAUGAGACCUUUCUCGAUUUCCACUAUAAUUGGGAACUAGUGAUAUGGUGUAUUUCAUUGACACUGUACCUGUUGAGAUUUGUAAUGCUGGGAUCUGAAACAAAUAACAAGUACAGCAAUACCUCGAUUUUACUGACUGAGCAGAUUAAUUUAUACUUAAAGAUGGAAAAGAAACCUAAUAAGAAAGAAGAGCUGAACUUAGUGAACAAUGUUUUGAAGCUUGCAACAAAGUUGCUGAAGGAGUUGGAUGCCCCUUUUAGAUUAUAUGGACUGACCAUGAAUCCAUUGCUGUACAACAUCACCCAGGUUGUGAUCCUUUCUGCGGUGUCUGGAGUUAUCAGUGACCUGCUAGGCUUCAAUUUAAAGCUCUGGAAAAUAAAAUCCUGAUGAGCAGCAAACAAUCAAAAUGGAUCAGCUGGAUUUGAGAUCCAAUCUACAGGGGAGCAGCUGCUGACAGCAGACAUCCGACACUGCAGUUGGCUAAUUUAUGACGUAUUGAAAUGCUUACAUCUUCAAAGUGUGCAAUUUAUAUUAUUUUAUCUAUUUCAUGUUUCACAUUUUUCUCAUUUUAGUUAUCAAACUAUUUUGAUUUACAAGUAUUACUUUGGUCAAAUUUCAGUAAGGAAGGAUAUAUAAAAGCAGGUGAAGAAACCCCUUUCGUUUGUAUAUUCUAUUUAGAGCAAUAAAGCUUUAUGCCUGCCAUUGUGAAAGGUGUUUUGAUAGAUGCAACUUUAAAACUAGCGAGAAGUGUAUUUAUUCAAAUGGACUGUCAGCACAGUUAUUGCUGUGCAUACACACAGGGUGCACUUUCUAAUGUGACUUUUUUUAGUACGAGGCAAAAUGUAGCGAGAUCACUAGUGACCUGUUUUUAUUUGUGUUUUUUUAAAUGUAGAUUAUAGAGCGGUAUGUUUAAUAAUGACCGAAGUGCAUUUUGAUGGAUAAAAGAAUGUAUUAUUACAGCUUUAACGAUUUGUUUGAGAUUGUCACCUAAAACUGAAGUGACAAUGGUACAUUUCUUUUCAUUGUAUGCCUUGGGAUAUAUUUUCACCUACAACCUGUUUCCAGUAUAUUAUUAAACUGUUCACGUUUUACGCUGGAGAUAAAUUACAGUGGUAAUAUGUUGGAUCAUUUUGUGUAGCAACCAACAAUUCAGUACUGAUUAUGGGUACCUACAAUUGUUUAAAAUAAACUGACAUCAGGGUUUCUUACCAACACCAGUAUAAAUGGUAUUUGCUUUUAAAGAAAUAAACAUACUGUGGCUGA